AUGUACAAACUCGAUUUAUGGUCCCAUAAAACAAUCAAGAGUGCAUCCUCUUCAAUCCCUUUUAACAAUAAAACCCGCCAUUUCUCCUUCCAAUUCUUGAUUUCUAAUACAGCUUCAAGAUUUAGUCUCCCAAACUGUAAGUUUUCCAUUUCUAAUUCACUAGUGGAUAACUGUUUAGUUGAUGGCGAUGCCCAAAAAAACACGCCCCCAUUUGAAGUUAAAACCAGUAUGUGGAACUGGAGAGGUUAUUCUAUUCGCUACCAGUAUUCUGGAAGUAGUGGACCUGCCUUGGUUUUGGUUCAUGGUUUUGGAGCAAACAGUGACCACUGGCGGAAAAAUAUACCAGUUCUUGCGGAGGGACACAGGGUUUACUCAAUUGAUCUCAUUGGUUAUGGUUACUCUGACAAACCAAAUCCUCGUGAGCUUGGACAAAACUCCUUGUACACAUUUGAAACAUGGGCUUGCCAAUUGAAUGACUUCUGUACUGAUGUUGUCAAGGAUCAAGCCUUCUUUAUCUGCAACUCCAUUGGAGGAGUUGUUGGUCUCCAGGCAGCAGUCAUGAAGCCUGAAAUUUGUAGGGGCAUUUUUCUCUUAAAUAUAUCGCUUCGUAUGCUGCACAUAAAGAAGCAACCCUGGUAUGGGAGACCCCUUAUUAAAUCAUUCCAGAGUUUACUGAGGAAUACUGGUGUGGGAAAAUUCUUCUUUAAAGCUGUAGCCACACCAGAUUCAGUGAGGAACAUUCUUUGUCAGUGCUAUAAUGACACAUCCCAGGUGACGGAUGAAUUAGUUGACAUAAUUCUUCGACCAGGACUUGAGCCUGGUGCUGCAGAUGUAUUUCUUGAGUUCAUAUGUUACUCAGGAGGGCCACUUCCUGAGGAACUACUCCCCCAAGUGAAGUGCCCUGUUUUGGUGGCAUGGGGCGAAAAGGAUCCAUGGGAACCUAUUGAUCUCGGGAGAGCCUGUGCUGAAUUUGAUUCUGUAGAGGAUUUUGUUGUCCUGCCUAAUGUUGGUCACUGUCCUCAGGACGAGGCGCCUCAUCUCGUAAAUCCACUUGUCAUGUCCUUUGUGGCGCGUCACGUAAAAAGAAGCGCUAGCCUAUCCUCAGCAGCUUUCUGA
Fraxinus pennsylvanica is the source of this 1116-nucleotide messenger RNA. Lineage: Eukaryota; Viridiplantae; Streptophyta; Magnoliopsida; Lamiales; Oleaceae. The record is from the annotation of a GenBank genome assembly.